Messenger RNA from Apaloderma vittatum (bar-tailed trogon), 2138 nucleotides. RefSeq names its product glutamate carboxypeptidase 2-like. NCBI's taxonomy places the organism in Eukaryota, Metazoa, Chordata, Aves, Trogoniformes, Trogonidae. Gene Ontology annotation, molecular function: carboxypeptidase activity. The record is from RefSeq and is a predicted model, not a curated record. The transcript is spliced from 18 exons. The annotation marks the transcript as partial.
GCUGGUUUGCAAAACCUACAGAAGAGAAGACAUCUCUGAGGCUUCAUGAAGACAUGAAGGAGGCGUUUAUGGCUGAAAUGAAAGCUGAAAACAUCAAGCAGUUUCUUUACAAUUUUACACAGCUUCCUCACCUAGCAGGAACAAAGGAGAAUCUUCACCUGGCACAGCAGGUCCAAGCAGAGUGGAAGGAGUUUGGUUUGGAUUCCGUUCAGUUGGUUCACUAUGAUGUGUUGCUCUCUUACCCUGAUGACACCAACCCCAACUACAUCUCAAUAAUUGAUGAGCAUGGAAAUGAGAUUUUCAACACAUCAUUAUCUGAGCCUCCUCCUCCAGGAUAUGAGGCUGUCAGAGAUGUGGUGCCACCCUACAGUGCAUUUUCAGCCCAAGGAAUGCCUGAGGGUGAAUUAGUGUAUGUGAAUUAUGGCCGCACUGAAGACUUCUUUAAGCUAGAACGUGAAAUGGAAAUUAACUGUACAGGAAAGAUCGUUAUUGCCAGAUAUGGGAAGAUUUUCAGAGGGAAUAAGGUGAAGAAUGCUGAAUUGGCAGGUGCCAAAGGAAUUAUUCUGUACUCUGACCCUGCUGACUACUGCGCCCCAGGACCAGAUCCCUAUCCAAAUGGCUGGAACCUUCCAGGUGGAGGAGCUCAGCGUGGGAAUGUGUUAAACCUGAAUGGGGCGGGGGAUCCUCUGACACCAGGUUAUCCUGCAAAAGAAUACACCUACCGAUUAGACAAAGCCAGCGGUGUGGGUCUCCCAAAAAUUCCAGUUCAUCCCAUUGGCUAUCACGAUGCUGAGUUGUUACUGCGUAAUAUGGGAGGACAUACAUCACCACAUAGUAGCUGGAAAGGAAAUUUGAAUGUAUCUUACAAUGUUGGUCCUGGUUUCACUGCAAAUUAUUCUACAAGAAAGGUCAAGAUGCACAUUCAUAGCAACAAUGAAGUGAGAAGGAUUUACAACGUGAUUGGUAACAUCAGAGGCACAGUGGAACCAGACAGAUAUGUCAUCCUGGGAGGCCACCGCGACUCGUGGGUAUUUGGUGGCAUUGAUCCUCAGAGUGGGGCAGCUGUGGUUCACGAGAUUGUGAGGAGCUUUGGGAAACUAAAAAUGAAAGGCUGGAGGCCAAGGAGAACAGUGAUGUUUGCAAGCUGGGAUGCAGAGGAAUUUGGCCUGUUAGGAUCAACAGAGUGGGCUGAGGAAAAUGCCAAGGUUUUGCAAGCACGAGGAGUGGCUUAUAUCAAUGCAGAUUCCUCCAUCGAAGGAAACUACACACUGCGAGUGGAUUGCACACCACUGAUGUACAGGCUGGUGUACAGUCUGACUAAAGAGAUACCAAGUCCUGAUGAGGGGUUUGAAGGAAAAUCUCUUUAUGAGAGCUGGUAUAAAAAAAAUCCGUCAAGAGAAUAUAAAGAGGUCCCCAGAAUAAAUAAACUGGGCUCUGGCAAUGACUUUGAAGUCUUUUUUCAACGCCUUGGCAUCGCUUCAGGCAGAGCACGUUACAGUAAAAAUUGGGAUAUAGAAAAAUACAGCAGCUACCCAGUUUACCACAGCGUCUAUGAAACCUAUGAAAUUGUGGAGAGGUUUUAUGAUCCCACUUUCAAGAAUCAUCUGACAGUAGCUCAGGUACGGGGAGGCCUGGUGUUCGAAUUGGCCAACUCUGUUGUGCUUCCUUUUGACUGUAGAGAUUAUGCAUCAGCUGUGAGCAACUAUGCUCACAUCAUCUAUAAUUUGUCAAGGAAUCAUGAAGAGGAUCUGGCAACAUACAAUGUGUCGUUUGAUGCGCUCUUUUCAGCUGUGAAGAAUUUUACAGAACUUGCUGCUAGCUUUCAUCACAGACUGCAGCAAAUAGAUAUUAAUAACCUACUUACUGUCAGAUCCCUAAAUGAUCAGCUCAUGUUUCUAGAAAGGGCUUUUAUUGAUCCUCUUGGAUUACCUGGCCGGCCAUUCUAUAGACAUGUUAUCUUUGCUCCAAGCAGCCAUAACAAGUAUGCAGGAGAAUCAUUUCCAGGGAUCUAUGAUGCCCUAUUUGACAUUAAAAACAGAGCUGAUCAACAUGAAGCCUGGAAAGAAGUAAAGAGGCAGAUUUCCAUUGCAGCCUUCACUGUGCAGGCAGCAGCAGAAACGCUGAAAGAAGUAGCAUAA